Messenger RNA from Orussus abietinus, 878 nucleotides. It is a transcript of the gene RpL24-like, whose product is annotated as probable ribosome biogenesis protein RLP24. Gene Ontology annotation, cellular component: nucleolus. The transcript is spliced from 2 exons. The coding region runs from base 57 to 578 and encodes 173 amino acids. The record is from RefSeq and is a predicted model, not a curated record. Gene Ontology annotation, biological process: ribosomal large subunit biogenesis. Lineage: Eukaryota; Metazoa; Arthropoda; Insecta; Hymenoptera; Orussidae.
CCCACUUCGAUGGCUUCAUGGAUACAUGGUUCAUAUUUUGACGGAAUUUAGAGAAUAUGCGUAUCGAGAACUGUUAUUUCUGUUCGUCUAGGAUUUACCCUGGGCACGGCAUACAAUUUGUUAGAAAUGAUUGCAAGAUUUUCAAAUUCUGUCGCUCUAAAUGCCAUGCAGCGUUCAAGAAGAAGAAGAACCCGAGGAAGGUAAAAUGGACUAAGGCAUACAGGAAAACGGUCGGCAAGGAAUUGGCAGUAGACCCAUCAUUCGAUUUCGAAAAGAGAAGAAAUAUCCCAGUUAAAUAUAACCGAGAAUUAUGGGCAAAGACAAUAGAGGCGAUGAAGCGAAUAGAGUCCAUUAAACAGAGAAGGCAAAAUGCACAUAUUAUGCAGCGGUUACGUAAAGGACGUGAAAUUGAACAAGAAAGGGACAUUAAGGAGGUGCAACGCAACUUAUCGCUCAUUCGGUCACCUGCUGCUGGUCUUAAGGAGCGCAAGAAGCUCGAAGAAGAAACGGAGCAAGAAAUGAGAAUGGAAGAGUCCGACGAGGAAAUGGAGGCGGAACAAGUAGAAGCAACGGGUUAAUUAAGUUUGUAAGUUAGCGAAUGGCAAAGACUGUUUUUAACAUCCAUUGAAUACAUCUCUAGCAUCGACGUAACGAUCAGUGUGUAUUGUGGAACCGGAAGAUCAAGCGAUGCGAUGUAUUUAAUCUACUUUAAGGUGCAAGUGAAGCAGGUAUCUAGAAAUACAACACAAUGUCAUGUUUUAAAUUACGUUCAUGAUGCAGAAUAGAUAACUGCUUGAACAAACGGUGCAUCAUUGUUUUGGGUGGUCUACCUAAACAAUUUGUAUAAAUGAAAAAAAUAUAAGGAAUCGAAUUAUAAA